Molecule: messenger RNA, 833 nt
Organism: Merops nubicus (carmine bee-eater)
Lineage: Eukaryota; Metazoa; Chordata; Aves; Coraciiformes; Meropidae
Product: calcium/calmodulin-dependent protein kinase type II subunit gamma
Exons: 10
Biological process (GO): protein phosphorylation
Cellular component (GO): neuron projection; cytoplasm
Molecular function (GO): calmodulin binding; calcium/calmodulin-dependent protein kinase activity; ATP binding
Source: RefSeq, a predicted model, not a curated record
AUCACCAGAAACUGGAACGUGAAGCUCGAAUCUGCCGACUUCUAAAGCAUCCAAAUAUUGUGAGGCUCCAUGACAGUAUUUCAGAAGAGGGUUUCCAUUACCUCGUCUUUGAUCUGGUUACUGGUGGGGAGCUCUUUGAGGACAUUGUUGCCAGAGAAUACUACAGUGAAGCAGAUGCCAGCCACUGUAUUCAUCAGAUACUGGAGAGUGUGAAUCACAUUCACCAGCAUGAUAUCGUGCACAGGGACUUGAAGCCUGAGAAUUUACUACUGGCAAGUAAAUGUAAGGGUGCUGCUGUCAAACUGGCGGACUUCGGACUGGCUAUAGAAGUCCAGGGAGAGCAGCAGGCCUGGUUUGGAUUUGCUGGCACUCCAGGCUACCUCUCCCCUGAAGUCUUAAGAAAAGAUCCUUAUGGAAAACCAGUGGAUAUAUGGGCAUGUGGAGUGAUUCUGUACAUAUUACUAGUGGGGUACCCUCCCUUUUGGGAUGAAGAUCAGCACAAACUCUAUCAGCAGAUCAAAGCCGGAGCCUAUGACUUCCCAUCCCCUGAGUGGGACACUGUGACACCUGAAGCAAAGAAUUUGAUCAACCAGAUGCUAACAAUAAACCCAGCCAAGCGCAUCACAGCUGACCAGGCUCUCAAACAUCCAUGGGUCUGCCAACGAUCCACUGUUGCUUCAAUGAUGCACAGACAGGAGACUGUGGAAUGCUUGAGGAAGUUCAAUGCUAGAAGGAAGCUAAAGGGUGCGAUCCUCACAACGAUGCUCGUGUCUCGGAAUUUUUCAGGUAAGUUCUCACUGUUCACAUCCCUUCCUUGGUUUUGUUUUGUGUGA